AUGCCCUCCCUGAACCGCCCACCAUUGCCUGCUGGCUGCGCCUUAGUGCGCGACGUUGGGCUAUAUCUCCAAUCGCUAGUCAAGCAUAAGAACGAUCCAUCCUCCGUCGCCCCUACUCCACCUCCGCAGCUUGGCCUCGAGCUUCAGAUCGAAUGUGAGCUCAUUGCGGAGGUUAUCUUGACUGCACUGCAAAACGCAAGACAAACCACCUGGCCCCUGAGCGACUACCUGAAGGCUUCGGGCGGAAGAAAGAUGACCGACAGCUUACCUGGAGUCUCUACAGUCAAACCAGAUGGCGAGCUGGAGGUUCUCGACGAGCCCUUCUGCGUCAUGGAUUCGAAGGAGUUGAUUUUGGCUUGGUAUUGUCCGCAUAUUUUGACUCGUGAAAGACAAGCAAGUAUUGACAAACUUACAUUUGCCGUGGAAUGGUUGUCAAAAGUCCCAGGACUAGCUAUGGACGGUGAAUCUGAAUCCAGUUUCCGCUCCCACCCUUCCCUCUUUGGCAAGGACAAUAGCUUUAGGAGUGGAGUCAUAACGUUGGCAUCCUGUUGGUCGAUGCAGGGUCAUCCGAACGGACCAUUCUCCCCUUCGGCCAACUUUAAGAGACCCAAUCAGCCCGUGCUACCAUUUUUAAAGAUGAUCUCGGAGAGUCUGGCAAUCCUGGGUGGUAUUCUCUCUAUUAUCCAUCCGGCGAUGUUUGAAUGCGGGCUAGAUGUUUUAGCAAACCUCAACGCUGGUCAAAUCAAGGAUGUGCAAGAUGUAGACAUCCUGCGUAAGGUGCUCGAGUCAUGGAGCUCGCCGUUUACCGCAUUUUCCCUCAUUAUCAACCGCGAAACACCAGUCCAUAAGGACGGGCUAAGCCCUCCGUUUAGUUACGACUUACUUUAUACAGGAGGGUUCUACGAGGACGCACGGCUAGAGGUCCGUGGCAUCGGCCUGAGGGUGCGAUACGUCCCUGGGACUGUGAAAAAGCAAAUCUCAGACUCCAUGGCCGGAUUAUCCAAGCUGAAUGAGCAGCAGAAAGUGCGGUGCAGGGAGCUAAGAAGAGAACAAACUUCAACCAGUGUCAACCUCCGCUUCGCUCUGUACGACGUUGAGAACCUGAUAGAAGGAAUUGAACGCUUGGCGGAGCUCUCCUGCGAGUCCGACGCAGGGGAUGAAUUGCGCCAAGAGCUGCUCCCUGGAGCAGACAAACUCAAACAGGCGCUGGAGAUGCUGAUCGAAGGGAAUAGACGAUGUCGGGGCCUCCUGCGAGAGUUGGAGAAAGGGCGAUGA
Molecule: messenger RNA, 1275 nt
Organism: Coprinopsis cinerea okayama7#130
Lineage: Eukaryota; Fungi; Basidiomycota; Agaricomycetes; Agaricales; Psathyrellaceae
Exons: 6
Coding region: 1-1275 (424 amino acids)
Source: RefSeq, a predicted model, not a curated record